This is a messenger RNA of Aethina tumida (small hive beetle), 396 nucleotides long. RefSeq names its product membrane-associated progesterone receptor component 1-like. Gene Ontology annotation, cellular component: membrane; endomembrane system. The coding region runs from base 1 to 396 and encodes 131 amino acids. Lineage: Eukaryota; Metazoa; Arthropoda; Insecta; Coleoptera; Nitidulidae. The transcript has a single exon. The record is from RefSeq and is a predicted model, not a curated record.
AUGGAUUUUUUUGUAGAAACGUUCCAAGCUCAUUAUAUUCUGAUAAACGUUACCAUAUCCGUAUUGAUACUGGAGAUGUCCCUGUUCAUAGAAAUUGUCCACGAAUCUGGACCGCCAGGACCAUACCUGUCGAAAAUGAAGAAAUGCGACUUCACACUGUACGAACUGAAGAAGUACAACGGGGUACGUAGGCAACGUAUUCUCAUGGCCGUGGACGGUCAAGUGUUGGACGUAACAAAAGACAUCAAUCUCUACGGACCGUGUGGCCCGUACGAGUCGUUCGCCGACAGAGAUGCCAGCAGAAGCUUCGUCACUUUCAACACCCUCAACGUCAAGUGGGGCGAGUACGACGAUCCUUCCCAAAACAUCAUUCACCACCUCACGAGCAUAUUGUAG